AGUAUCGAGACCUACUGAGGAGAAAGAAGAGAGGCGACCGGGAAGGAUGGCCAUCAUACCGCGCAUGAGGGUGUCCACAAGGGGCGAGCUCCUGGUGUGCGUGUCGUGCGCCGUCUACGUCGUCUACUACAUCCUGGUGGUGGUGCGCACGCCACGGCUGGUGUGCCGAACCGGCCGCCUGCGCCGCUUCAUGCACUCCAGCAUGGGCGACUUCUUCAGGCACUACUACUGCGCCCCGAUCUGGUGCAUCGGCGCCAACCUGCAGUGCCUCGUCGGCUGCCUCUACAACUGGUGGCUGCCGCGGCUGCCGUACCGGCGUGAGUUAUUCGUGCUCUCAGACCGGGGCCUAGUGGCGCUCGACUGGGUGAACGAGGACCAGCCGGGUCCCGUGGUGCUCCUGGCCGGCGGAGGCUUCAUGGACAGCCAGAGCCGGCCUUGGCGCGCGCUCAUCCCCGCGCUCACCGCGCUCGGCUUCCCCUGCGUGGUGGUGAACGGCCGUGGCUGCGGUGGCGUCCCUCUCACCACGCACCGCAUCACCUAUGCGAUGAGCGUCAACGACUUCGCGGAGGUGGUGGCCGAGGUGCGCAAGCGCUACCCGGCGGAGUGCUUGCUGGGCGUGGGCGUGUCCUUUGGAGGCCUGCAGCUCGCUCUGUACCUGUGCCAGUGGGGUCCCCGCGCGCAGUUGGACGCGGCGGUGGCCGUGUCGCCACCUUUCCAGAUGGGUCUGACGACCCGCAAUCUGCGUAAAUGGGGGACCAGCAUGCUGCUCGACACCUGGAUCACCCGGCGCUUCGUGGGCUGCCUGCGCGACAACCAGGAGGUCGUGCGCUCGACCAAUAUAGUCAACGCCGAGAGUGUGUUCAGUUGCUGGACGCUGGCUUCAUUCAACAAGCACUACGCAGCUCCCGUAUUUGGCUUCGCAUCUAUAGAGGACUUCUACGAGAGCUGCAGCCUCAAGGGACGCCUGUGCACGGUGCAGCGUCCCCUGGUGUUCCUCGUGUCGGCGGACGACACGCUGAACCCCGGCGCCGCCUGCCUCGAAGCCGAGAUCCUGAACUCGCCCUGGCUGGCCGCCGUGGUGACGCCGCGUGGCGGCCACAUGGGUUUCGUGGACGGCUGGCUGUGGCCGCAGCAGCCCUUCUACCUGGAACGCUUCGUCACGUCGUUCGUCAAAGGCGUGCAACGCGUGUGCAAGGAUUGGGGUGUGCGGGUGCUGCACAACCUGGGAGACUGACGCUGACGCCGCUGAAAGAGCGCGUUGGCGUCGCUCCCGACUCCUCGACUACGCUAAGCGCGGAAGUAAUUAAAUAAGAAAACAUCUGCAUUUCUUAA
Dermacentor albipictus is the source of this 1332-nucleotide messenger RNA. Its product is annotated as protein ABHD1-like. The record is from RefSeq and is a predicted model, not a curated record. Gene Ontology annotation, biological process: medium-chain fatty acid biosynthetic process; medium-chain fatty acid catabolic process. NCBI's taxonomy places the organism in Eukaryota, Metazoa, Arthropoda, Arachnida, Ixodida, Ixodidae. Gene Ontology annotation, molecular function: monoacylglycerol lipase activity; acetylesterase activity.